UUUCGCAUGUCGUUUGGGUGGGUCUUUUUGUUGUAAUUUUUUACUGACGCAUAAAAAAGUUAGAAAUUCCAACGGCGCGCUUCUGUUUUAUGUUUUCUGCAGUAAUUUUGAAAAUUGUUUCUGCUCCUUUCAAGUUGGAAAAUAUAGUGGAUGUGUAAAAUUAAUCAAAUGCCAUGAAAAGUGAAGAAAACGCAAUAUUCUGAGAAAAGUGCAUAUCUACGCUACGGAAAAUCGGAUUAGGUGGUGGCUGUGGUGACGGUAGCAGUGGUAGCAGCAACAGCGAAAACCGAAACAGUACAAAAGAUAACAAAAGUAAAGUAGAAUAAGAAAAAGGCCGUAACGCAAGGAGAAAAGCAAAACUGGUCAAGUGCAAAAGUGUUGUUGCUGUCCCGCUGCCUUGGAGUAGCGCUUGUCGAGUGUGCGUCUUCACCCAUCCACUAGUGGUAGCGUUAAAACAAGCGGACGUGUUGGAAUCGAAUACGUAUGUCGUGCGACGCGAUGCGAUAAAAAAAUUCAACAUAUGCAUUUCACUAGAAAAACUCGGCAACUUGUCCACGAAAACGCCAAACAAAUAUAUUUACGACUAUCCGUAAAACACCUCGCGCGUUACUUUAAAGUUUAAGUUUAAAAGUGCUUUCGUGUAAUUUAAUUUUCCGUCUUCGUAUAUACAUACAUAUGCAUCUCGUAACAAAUCAGAAUUUUUUUUUAUGCAAAGAACCAAUUGGUAAGAGGUGAAAGUGUUUGCAAAAUAAAGUUAGUUGUAUGUGGAAAAAAUACAAUCGGGUCAGGAAUACGGUACUAAAUAAUUUUCAAGUAAUUUUGUCGCAACUUAUGUCGUAAACCGUCGUCAUGUUCAAGUGCAUUCCAAUAUUCAAGGGCUGUAAUCGCCAAGUUGAAUUCGUUGACAAGCGGCAUUGUUCACUGCCCAGUGUUCCAGAGGAAAUUCUUCGUUAUUCACGUACAUUGGAGGAGCUAUUCUUAGAUGCGAAUCAUAUUCGAGAUUUGCCAAAGAAUUUCUUCAGACUUCAUCGUUUACGAAAAUUGGGCCUAAGUGAUAAUGAGAUAGUCCGAUUACCUCCAGACAUCCAGAAUUUUGAGAACUUAGUGGAACUGGACGUUUCACGAAAUGAUAUUCCAGACAUUCCUGAUGACAUCAAACACCUGCAAAGCCUACAGGUUGCUGAUUUCAGCUCAAAUCCGAUUCCAAAACUACCUGCAGGAUUUUCUCAACUCAAAAAUUUAACAGUUUUAGGUUUAAAUGAUAUGUCACUUACCACAUUGCCAGUCGAUUUUGGAUGCUUAUCACAAUUGGAAUCAUUGGAGUUGCGGGAGAACCUAUUAAAACAUUUGCCCGAAUCGAUACGACAACUGACUAAGCUAAAACGCUUAGACUUGGGCGACAAUGAAAUCGAAGAGCUACCACCAUAUUUGGGUUACUUGCCCGGCUUACAUGAGCUUUGGCUAGACCACAACCAGUUAGAAAGACUGCCACCUGAGAUCGGAUUACUAACCAAUUUGACAUAUCUGGAUGUUUCUGAAAAUCGGCUCGAGAAAUUACCAAACGAAAUCGGUGGCCUCGAAAAUUUAACCGAUUUGGAUUUAGCACAAAAUUUACUUGAAUCUCUACCCGAUGGAAUUGCAAAAUUAAGUCGACUGACAAUUCUCAAGCUGGAUCAAAAUCGCUUACAAAAGUUAAAUCCAACCAUAGGAUCUUGUGAAAAUAUGCAGGAGUUGAUAUUGACCGAAAACUUCUUAUCAGAAUUGCCUGCAUCGAUUGGCCAAAUGACAAAAUUGAGCAACUUGAAUGUGGAUCGCAACGCGCUUGAAUACCUGCCCAUCGAGAUAGGAAAUUGUGCAAAUUUGGGCGUUUUGAGUUUGCGAGAUAACAAACUAAAGAAACUACCACCAGAGUUGGGAAACUGUUCGGUGUUGCACGUGCUGGACGUGUCGGGCAAUCAGUUGCAGUACUUGCCGUAUACACUGGUUAAUUUGCAGCUGAAAGCUGUUUGGUUAUCUGAAAAUCAAGCACAGCCGCUACUGACGUUCCAGCCAGACACAGACGAGGCAACAGGUGAACAGGUACUGACAUGCUUCUUACUGCCACAACAAGAAUAUCAACCAAUUACACCAGAUUACCCACCGUGUCAACUCUAUAGAUCGAGCGAAAAAUUCGAUUCGUCGGAAUUCCACGUCUAUCAACAAAAAGCGCGCGAGCUUGAAACCGAUUCGGACGGCUGGGAAGAGCGCGAAGCUUCAAGAACACAUUCCGUAAAAUUUUCCGAAGAAUCCACGCAGGAGAAGGACACACCAUUUGUCAGGCAGAAUACGCCGCACCCCAAAGAGCUGAAGGCAAAGGCACACAAACUAUUUGCCAAAGAUCGUAGCCGUGCUGAUGACGCCAAAUUAGAUACAGUUUCGGAAGAAACGUCAUCAAAGUUCUCUGUUAGUGGGGCAUCCAGAAUUGGGCCUAAUUCCACCAUAGUUGAGCAUAUAACAGAAACAAAGCCCAUCUAUGAAAAUCACCAACAACCACAGCCGCUCUCACCACAAACGCCAAAAGCAGCGGUAUCAUUUUCACAACAACCGGUUAUUGCACAAGUAGCGGGGCAACAGCCAAAUUCGGAUGGAAGUUCAGUAACAGCCCACGAACCGAUUGCAAGUGUUGCGCCCGAACAUGGCAAUGUUGCUGUGGUGGUAGCUUCAGCAGCAGUAACAGCGGCAGCUACUUCCAGCGGCACCGGCGAUGAUGAAGAAGAAGAAGACUUUGAUGAAGCGGAAAGGCGUGUGGGCUUCCAAGUCGAGGGUGCGGAUGAUGAUUUCUACAAGCGCCCAAUGAAGUUGCAUCGACGCGAUACUCCGCACCACUUGAAGAAUAAACGUGUACAACAUAAUCUCACCGAUAAAAAGGCAAGUGAAAUUCUCGCCAAUGCGUUAAAUCAAGAGAAGAAAACGGCACAACUGCCUCCAGUUCAAUCGCCAAUACAGGAAAAUGUGGCGGCCGAGCAAAAUGAACAGCAACCAUUGCAACAGCAGCAACAACCCUUCACGGCACCCAUUUCACCCAUUCCUCCACCAACCGUGCCGACCCCACUCUCAACAGGGCAAUUACCUGAUGAUGCGGUUGAUGGGCUGACGGAGCUACGUCUCGAACAGUAUGAAAUUCAUAUUGAACGCACCACUGCUGGACUUGGCCUGAGUAUAGCGGGCGGGAGAGGCUCAACACCCUUCAAAGGCGACGAUGAGGGCAUUUUCAUAUCACGUGUGACCGAAGGUGGCCCAGCGGAUUUGGCUGGCUUGAAAGUUGGCGAUAAAGUACUAAAAGUGAAUGGUAUUUCUGUGAUCGACGCCGAUCACUAUCAGGCUGUACAGGUAUUGAAAGCCUGCGGAGCCGUGUUGGUGCUGGUGGUAGAACGCGAGGUGACCCGCCUUAUUGGACAUCCGGUAUUUAGCGAAGAUGGCUCUGUCUCACAGAUUUCGGUGGAAACACGGCCAUUGCCAGCGCAACAGCAACAAUUUACGCAGCAACAUGAAAAAUUCAUUCCGGCACCAAUUGAAAUUAUUCCAGAACAGCAACAGCAACAACAACAACCUGUUACAAAUUUCAACAGUUAUCAAGCAAAUGUAUUUACCACACCGUCAACGCUUACGGGAACAGCAGGAGCAACAAAUGCGGCAAAUUUAUCACAGCAACAGCAGCAGCAGCAGCUACAACCGCAACACGUUGGGGUUGCAACAACAAAUGGCAUUUUGGAAAAUGGCAAGUUGACGCAGGAUGCCCCCUUGAGCUAUCUUCAAUUGCACACGACUUUAAUUCGCGAUCAAAUCGGACAGGGUUUGGGCUUCAGCAUUGCCGGUGGAAAAGGCUCGCCACCGUUUAAGGAUGGCUGCGAUGGAAUUUUCAUUUCACGCCUAACUGAAGGUGGUUUGGCGCAGCGUGACGGUAAAAUAAUGGUUGGCGACCGUGUGAUGGCUAUUAAUGGAAAUGACAUGACGAACGCAUGCCACGACGCGGCGGUACAAUGUCUCACAGAGCCGCAGCGAUUUGUGCGCUUGGUUUUGCAGCGCGAAUACCGUGGACCUCUGGAGGCGCCGUUAAGCCCACGCAGUCCCGCUGUAUUGAACUCGCUUAGCCCUUCCGGAUAUCUCGCAAAUCGGCCAGCCAACUUCAAUCGUUCCAUUGGAGACAUAAUAACAGAGCAGGCACAAAGUAAUUUGCAACCGACUCCAGUACUGGCACAACAACAACCAACCCAACAACAAUUCAACUACACCACCCAACCGUCGGCAUAUGAGACACAUAAAAAUGCCGCGAUACCCAACGCAACAGCAGCAACAAUAACAGCCGGAACUGCAGAUGGUAAUAUUGUGCCGAAAACAAAUGGUUUUACGACUGCGGCAACGAUGACGUCCUCAAAACAACCCCAGCCGCAACAAAUCGAUAAGAUUACGGGACAGCCAGUACCAGCUCCCAGGCGUGCCAACUCUAUUCCUUUAGGUGACGCGGCAGCAGAAGCGAUGCCAGCCAACGGCGAUGCCGCGCAACCAUUCAAACCGGCACCCACCACGGCCACAAACCCACCCACAGAUGCUUCUUCAGAAACACAGGUGCCGCCGCUCCGCCCGCUGACAAGUGAAGAUUUCCAAGCGAUGAUACCGGCACAUUUCCUUAGCGGUGGCAGUCAACAUCAGGUGAAUGUGGCGCGUGGCAACGAGGUGGGUGUUGGACCCUCGGUCACCGUAACGGUGAACAAAGCUGUUCCAGAUCUGCCUAUGUUCCCGGCAGCGCCCACGGAGCUGGGUCGCAUUACCGAAACGAUCACAAAAUCCACAUUUACGGAAACCGUAAUGACGCGGGUCACCGAUAACCAUUUAGCGGAGCCACUGAUCAGUGAGGAAGUUAUCUUACCCAAGAAUAAAGGAUCACUUGGCUUCAGCAUCAUUGGUGGUACGGAUCAUUCGUGUGUGCCGUUUGGAUCACACGAACCGGGGAUAUUUAUAUCGCAUAUUGUGCCUGACGGUAUUGCCCAUAAAUGUGAAAAACUACGAAUGGGUGACAGAAUUUUGAAGGUGAAUGACGUGGAUAUCUCGCGUGCCACCCACCAGGAGGCUGUAAUGGAGCUGCUGAAGCCUGGCGACGACAUUAAGCUGACAAUACAACACGAUCCAUUGCCCCCUGGCUUCCAGGAAAUCGUCAUUAGUAAAGCUGAAGGCGAACGUCUGGGCAUGCACAUUAAGGGCGGACUUAAUGGUCAGCGCGGCAAUCCAGUUGAUCCCACCGAUGAGGGUGUAUUUGUGUCGAAAAUUAAUUCAGUCGGUGCAGCGAGACGGGAUGGAAGGUUGAAGGUUGGUAUGCGUCUUCUGGAAGUCAACGGCAAUUCACUGUUGGGCGCCUCGCAUCAGGACGCAGUAAAUAUUUUGCGUAAUGCUGGCAAUGAAAUCCAUUUGGUCGUGUGCAAAGGGUACGACAAAUCCAAUUUAAUUCAUUCCAUUGGUGCAGCUGGCGGCAUGAGCACAGGCUUCCACACAUCAAGCAGUCGACAGGGUUCUCGUGCUUCCGAAACAGGCUCUGAACUGAGCCAAAGUCAGAGCAUAUCGAGCUUGGAUCGCGACGAAGAUGAACGCAUACGACAAGAUUUUGAAGUUUUUGCACCGAAAACCGAGUUGAAUAACGAACGAUCAGUAUUAGCAUCCGUGGCGGCAUUGGCCCACUCGCCCACCAUUCCGCCGAGUGCAGGCGCUUUGCCACAACAGCAUGCAACUGAAAGUGAUACAUCCAAAAUCGGAGUCGUUCCACCGCCACCACAAACUCCUCAAGAUGCGCUUGCCACGUUUACAAAUGUCGAAAAAACGUUGGUACAAACAAAGGAAAAGAGCACCCCGGAGAAGGUGCUUGAAAUCGUUCGUGCUGCUGAUGCAUUCACCUCAGUUCCACCCAAAUCACCAGCCGAACAUCACGAUCAAGAUAAAAUUCAAAAGACCACAACGGUCGUCAUUUCGAAACACACGCUCGAUACAAAUCCGUCGACUGGGCUGGCUUCCUCACCCCCAGCAACACAUUCGUUACAAGCAGCGUUACCAACGGUCGGCACAACCACGACGACGACCACAACAACACCACCGGUAUCACCAGGUCUGGACUCGACAGUUACUACAGAUGUGGCCUCGGCAAGUCGCACAAAAGCGGCCACCCCACCACCCCAACAGCAACAGCCACAACAGCAACAGAGGCGCACUCCAACUCUCCCUAUACAGAAGGCGACAGCAGAAGCUAUAACAAAGCCUAAAGAUUCCCGUUAUGAGUAUAAAGAGAUGGUAAAAAGUCAACCUCAUGUUCGAUGUGAGGAUGAGAGCGCUCCCUUGGCGCACAAAGCUAAGAAAGCGGAACCUGUUUAUAUAAUUGACGAUGAAGACGAAGAAGAAGGGGAGAAAGAGUGUGUCGACGAUCAAGCUGAAGAUUCUAAAGAUGAGGCCGAAGAUGAUAUCGAUGCGUUCUCGCCGAAUAUCUCGGCUGACCAGGGUGACACAGAUUCUGACUAUUUUGAGCGGCCUCACCCUUCGCCACGUUACACAAGUGAUUCUGAGAACGACUACCGACCAUUUCGACCCAACGUCGAGCGGUUGGGAAAUAUUUCUGGUCGCAGCACACCAGAUCUCUCAAGUUCCACAUUCGGUCACCGAAAAUCUGUAAGUUUCGACUUGAGUGGCGAUGAACGGUCCAAAUCCGACUACGAACGUUCACGCACUCCUGAUGGUUAUUCACGGUAUUACGAUUCUGAACAAGAAUACGGUAGCACUCGCCCUCGUAUGCCACGCAAGGGCAUAUUGCGCUCGGCCAGCCCAUCAUCAUCCAACAAUUCGACACUGGAACGUUGCAAACGUCCCGAAAAACUGCCACCAAUAGUGCCUACAGUGGCGCGUAUCAAAGAAAUCGAUUCGCCCACAGUUCAACACGUCCGAUCGUGUUCACCUUUAUCCAGCAGGGAUGGUACUAGUAGCGGCUAUCGAAGUCCUCCACCACUACCUGAAAGAGUGCUGGUGUCUACUGAAAUUGAAAGAGAUAACCCAUUCCGUGAAGCAUUCCUCGAUAAAACUAAAAUUGAUGAAUACACUGAAUUGGCAAAAGCUAUGUCCAAAUCUCCUUCAGCACUUAAAUCACCGAGGGAACACUUUUUCUUUGGUUCGAAGUCGACUGAGAAUUUGUUAUCAGCAGAACGUUCAGUCUCAAGUGGCCGUAGUACUCCAAGUACAGUGAUUAGCACACAGUCAAAAUCCACCGAAGAUCUACUGUCAAGCUCAACAGGUGCCAAACCAAAGAGAAUACCGCCUCCUAUAAUGCCGAAACCGGUGACUAAGAAAGCUGAGCUGGUACAUAAUGUGGCGUUGGAUGCCUUUCAAAAAGCUGAUGUUGGUUAUGGCGACUUUACGGUUUUCGAACACGAUCCUACCACAAACACAAUUCAUGAAGUGAGUUCGCCGCCACCUCCGACAACACCAACACUCCCAUUAACUCCACCUGCUGGUAGUAUUGCAAAACUUCCCCUGCGUGUGAAAACGCCACGUAGUCCGUCGCGCCCGCGCGAAAGCCCACCUCCACCUCCACCACCCAUCAAUUAUGCUACGAUGCCAAAACCAACUUCGCCGAGUGUACAAGUGAGAAAAAACGAUGAAGCUGAAGCGUAUUAUAUGGAGGUGUUGCCACCUCUCCCGCCGCCACCACCUGCAGACGAAGUACCACCUUCGCAGCGCCGCCACUCGGAGUUUAUACACGAAAAUUCACCUGACCACAUAUUGGUUACUGAAGACGAACACCGUACAAUAAUGCUGAAUGAGAAUGAAAUUCGCAAUCAGUUACGUAGUAUAAGCAGGAAGUCGCAAAUACCAGAGCUGGGGGUACCGCACGAAGAUGCGCCACCAGUUCCAAAUUAUGCGAGCAUCAAACACUCGGUAAAUCCAUUUAUAGAUAGUUCAGAUGACAAUUUUGAUUCAUUACCACUCCCCCCACCGCCCGAAAACCUGCUUUCCUUUGCGGCUCAAAAUCCCGGUUGUGACAGUAGUUCCCAUUGUGAUAGCGAAUCUUCAACUAUUAACAUUGUUUCUCCUAUUUCUUCUAUUACUUCUCCCAAUGCAAACAUGCAGCCAAAGUUGGAUAACUUAUCAUCAAUAGCAGCAGUACAGACAGAUACUCCAUCCAAUAACCCUCUCUCGCCCACACAAAUAUUUCCCACAGCGCAAAUACUUCCUGUUCAGUACACCAGCCUUCCGCAGCCCCAACAGGCAAAUAUUGCCCAAGUCCUAACUGGUCAUUUGAUCCCAACUAGUAAAAGCAACCUCUCGAAUUCCCAACAGAACCAAUCGCUCUUUACUGUAGGCGGUCUUGUACUGCUUCCACAGGCAACGUUCUCUACAUCAACGUCGAAAACAACGUCAUCGUCAUCAUCAUCUUCGUUGGUUACUACACCUAUUUUCCUAGCCAGUAGUGGUGCAGCAGGCGGUUUAUAUAUAAAACCACCCCAGAUUCAACAACAGGCGCCUCAAAUUCAUCUGCAUCAGCGUACAUUACUGUCACCUUCAUCAGAACACAUCACCACAUCAAAAGUGCCUAAAUCGGUUUCCGAUAAGAAACGAUUCUUUGAAUCAGCUAUGGAAGAUCAACACAAGCCAUCACAAAAGACAGAAAAAGUUUUCUCGUUCCUGUCAAAGGAUGAAGUUGAGAAGUUGAAGCAAGAAGAAGAAAGGAAGAUGGCAACACUUCGUCGUGAUAAGAAAUCGAGGUUAUUGGAUGGCUCGUCUGCAAAUGGCAACGAUGAGAAUGAUGCUUAUAUCACCUCCGCUCCCGCCUCUGUCGCUGCGACCAUCGCUAGUGAACAUCGAAAAUUACAAACAGAUGAUGGGAAUUAUGAGGGGGAUUAUGCUUAUGAGGACGAUAGACGCCUUAUAGCUGACCACCGUAACGUACUACGCGAGCGUGAUAAUAGUGAUGCGGAUGACAUGAGGGUAAAAUCACCGUCACCGUCACCGUCACCACCUCCACAACAACCACAACCGUUACCAGUCCGGCAUCCAGAUGCGGAACCGCAAACGUUGAAACUUAAAUUCGAAAAAUCGAAGAAAUCGAAAAAUGCGAAGUUGAAGGCAAACGAAAUUGCAAAAAUUCAGGGUGCGAGCAAAUCCCGCAAAGACGACAUAGCUCCAGAGCGUAACGUCGAACGGAUGGUAUCUCCAGCAUCACCUCUAACGUCGGCACAAAUAAACCCACAGCUUCCGUCACAAGUAACGUCCGAAUGGACGACUCAACAGCCGCACUUGGCAACAUUCAAAUCACCGGCACUUGUUAAGUCCUUGACCGAGCCACGUGCUAUGACAACAACAAUUGCUACUGUAGCACAAUCACCCAAACUUGAAGUAGAAUUUGCACUGACACCGUUAACACCAACACCAACAAUGACACCUGCGCCCGCACCACGCACCGUAACUCAACAACUAAGCAGCACUAUAGCUCAGUUUAUGGAUGCUGAACGACGGCAGCACGUUGAGGUCACCAACGAUUUCAAUGACGCUGAAGAUACAGAGAGUAGCAUUGAGAGUGUUAUUGCUGCUGCGCCCACAACAACUUCAUUGCCGUCGUCGUUGCGCACACCCAACCAGAAGCCAUCACUGUUGCCGAAGCCAAAAGUUAAAGUCAUCAUACCAUCUGCAUUGCUGCUGCAACAACAACAGCAACUGCAAGAAGAACAACACGAAUCAUCACCACCAACACUGACCAGUCGCAUUCCCAUCCGCACAGCAAAUUCCGAAAGGCGCGCGUUGAAGGCAGCUGGUGCGGCGGCGGGAACAGCGGCUGAUUGUGGUGUUGCGAGUAUUGAAAAAGUUGGUAUUGCUGUGGGAGAGCGCUCACUCGACGCAACGCUACGCGAGCAGUCACCUACAAAUGUGGCAAAGAGCAAAGCAAUGAUUAAUGCUGAGAAACGAGCAUCCUGGCGCGCUGCUCGCUUGCGCUCACUGGAACAAGGUGCACAGGAGGCUCAAAACGUCAUCAAAAAUAUGAAUAAAAUUGCAGACGAUCUACUGGUUGCGCCCGCCAUUAGCGAGGCUAAAAAGAUUGUUUUUCCAAAAAUCGCAAUAAAAUCAAGCGAUGGUCCAGUUAUAAUACGCGAACGUGAAAAGAUACUCGAUGAAAAAAUUGUGCGGCGAACCGAAGAGGUGCCAUGUCCUGUCACAGGACGACCUCAAUUGCGAACCGUUGAAUACAUUGAGAAAAUCAUCGAAACUGAGGUGGAAACUUGCCAGGAGAAGAUAAUCUCAUUAGAAUUGCAAGAUCCGGAAAAUGACGAUGACGAUAGUAACGACAGCAGAAGAGCCAAAAGCACCAGCCCAUAUGCAUUCCCAACUUACGGCGUAAGUAGCAAAGACUCAACAACAGUGGUGGCAGCAGCAACACCAACAACCGUUGCAGUUGCCAUGGCAGAUGAGACAUUAGAGGAUGAGGAACCGCCGGAGCUAUUGAGAGAAACCAUGCUAUUGGACACAGUUGACGAGCAUGACUACGAUGACACCACAGAUGAAGAUGGUGAAGAAGAAGGUGAGGAGGAAGAGGAGGACGCUGCCUCUAUAGUUACCGUUCAUGCAAAUAAUGAACAACUGUUCCUACGCACUGAUGAUGAAUCUAUCGUUUCUGAUGAUUUCGAUGGUAUUGGCAGGUGUGGCCCCUCGUCCAUCGACAGCGUGUCGUCCAUAUCAAAGUUGCGUAUACAACCUGUUCCAAUAACACUACACCAGACAUUGGCUAAGGAAGUUGUUGUAACAGCGCCGGCUGUCUCAACUCGAAUUGUCCCAUCAACGAAUACCGAAUCUCCAAUACAUGGUACAACCGCAGCACACACCAUUGUGGAGGUAGUAAACCCGUUGAUAUCGGGAGAUGGGCAGGUAAAAUGCAUUGCGGUGGGAAAGAUAACCGAAUACGAAUAUCCAAUUUUCGACAAUGAAACAAGGAUGAGAUUGCGGUCACAGCGAAUUGAUAGCGAUGUUACAGAUGUUGACGCAAAGAAGGUACAGCAAGACGUUGAUGUUGAGCAUGGCGAGGAUGACAAUGAUGAUGAGGCUGAGCAAUUGGCGGCUGCUGCGACGGGAGUAUUUCGUAGUGAUACGUUUGUCUUGCCUACAAUACAACAACAACAACAUCAAGAGCAACACCUACAGCUGCAACACCAGCCGCAAGAGGAACUUUCAUUGAAUGCAAAAAUGAAGAACGUAUUGGUGGAGCUAUUGGAAAAUGAGCGUGUUAAAUUGAAUUUGCAGAAAAGCCUUGAAGAGGAUGAUGAGGAGCAGCAAGAACUCGCCUACGGCGAUCCCGAUGAUGAAGAUGAUGAUGCGGUUGACUAUGCAGCAGUACGCCGUAGAGAAUUCAGUGGCUUUAGCCGUGGCGGAGUGAGAGGUACGAGCGAUGGUAAUGGUAAUGACCGAAUGCUGGUGGAACUAAUGAGGGACAGUAACAGGAAUACAAUUAAAAAGUUGGCCGGAGGCUUGGACGAUGAUGAUAGUGAUGUAGAGGAGGACGAUGAUGAGGGAGAGGAAGAGGAAGACUCCUUAGAUUCGAGUGAUUCCGAGGACGAUGCAGAAGAUGAUGAAGAGGCUGUGAACAUAACACUUAUCGAUGGCUGUCAAGUGAUUGAGAACCCGAACACCGAAACGCCACUAAAAUUGCAAAAAUCACAAACGUAUACUUCCAUGAAGGACGCAGAGCAGCUACAGGACAAGUCAACUACUGAAGUAGCUAUCGCACAGGAAGAUGUGGACAAGGACAUCGAGCAUACAGUGGAAACACUUCAGGCAGAACAACGUAAACUUGAAGAAAUCACAAAACAACUGCGCAAAUCUGUGGAAAACUUAUUGGCGGACGACGAUGCAAUUGCGGAAGCAGUUAGCCACACAAGCAAAGGUGAAAAUAGUAAAGUCGCUGAAAAUCUGACACAUGAAGUUGUACGCACUGUGGAAACGAAGACUGUCAUAGACGAAGAUGGUAGCAAGAAAACCAUUGUUAUUGAAACUAUACAUAAGCCCGAGAGCAAGCCAAAGCAGCCUGAACGAUCUCAUGAAGAGUCAGGCGAGGCGCUUUUUAACAAACUCCUGCACGCUGGCGGCGAUCUUAAGCAGAUAUUGGAUCAACAAACGGGCGAAAGUGUUAUAACGACCACCACCACAGAUACGGACGGCACUGUCACUACAACUACGACCACAAUCUCAAAUGUGAUAAAAAGUGGCAUCCCACGUGCCGUGGUGUUGAAAUCAGAAUCUGGUAAAACUGAAGAGACUACGGAUGCGGAAAGUGUUGGACGUUCCAGAGAAACUGAUGGCAGCAGUAGUAAACAGAACAAACAAAAACGUAAAGGAAAAAUGGCAACAAGUAAAUAAGAGAUAAAAUUAACAAAAAGAUAUUUCGCUGAACACAAGAACAUCUCAGCGGCACUGCAUUAGGCGCGAAUAGUGCAAAAUGAAAUGUCUAUACAUAUAAGUAUACACACAGAUAUUUAUAUAUGUGUUAAAAAGUAAGUUUAGGAGCCGAAAUGAUACAUAACAGAACCAAUAUUUAAUACAUACUUCUGCAGCCAGUUGCAUUUAUCGACGGAAGUAUGCGUGAGGCAGAAGUUGGGUGGUGAUAUGCACGUGGAUGUAAGGGUACUGAUCAGUAAAUUGGUCGGGGCGUAAAAUAAUCAGGUAGUAAGGAGUAAUAAAGAUUUAAAAUUUUUUAAGCAUACGUGAAUAUUAAUAGGAUUAUGGAGCUAAUAGAGCGCGCUCUUUGAAAUUUUGCAAUAUUGUUUGCGGGAAGUUUUUAUUUGUGUAAUAAUAUUCCAAAUGAUUUUGAAUAAAAUAAUAAUAGCCUGACGUAGGCAUUCGUGCCAGGUAUUUUAGGUCAAGCUCUUCUUCAAUUCUACUGAUGUGUGAAAGACGGUAAAGAAAAAAAUCAGCUAAUAGAUUUAUGCCGCCUCCGAAAAGCAGAUGGAUUUUUAUGAUAAUCUUCUUUCAUAGCCGAGUUACACUUGGAUGUCAACGGCCGACAACUGUCGGAAGAAUCUUAUUGAUAUUUUAAUAUCCGCAGUAGGCAUAUAACCCCUUACCUGGUACCGUUAUACCAGGCACAAUUAUGCUUCGACAAUUUUUUAUACAAAACGUAUCGAUAUUCCUUUUGAAUUAUAUGCGUCAAUGUAUGUAUGCCUUGAGUGUGCAGGCCCCGACCCUUUAUUUUAAUAACUUAUGAGGUUUUAACUAUACAUAUUUACUUUUGAACAAUACGAAUACAUACAUAUAUAAUUUGUUUUUAAUUAACAAGCAUUUGCAUUUAUCAUUUGUAACUAAUAUAAUAAAGUUCAUUGAAUAUAUUUUUGUGUUAUUAUGCAUUUAUAUGACGAUACCCAAACGACGUUAUAUGUUAAAUCUCAAUUUCCGUACCCCAACCCACUCACAAGAACGCUACGGUUUACAAAUUGGUUUAAUUUUCUGAAAGUAAAAGGUUUUAUUUAAAAAUAUUAAAUAAAAUUUUUGUUUUGCUUUUUUGUUGUAUCACCUAACGAACUAUUUAAUUUUAUACAUUUAUUUGCGCCAUUUUUUUAUAUUUAUUUUUUACCCAACCGAUUAUUUGGUUUGUCUUUGACAAUUUUAGGUGAAAAAGUAAUGCUGCGCUAAUAAACCCACUGUACCGACAUUUGAACCCCUGUAGAUCUAUCACAUGCUUUUAUCCUUUCCUCGUGCAUCUUAAUGAGACGUAUGUGGAUGCGCGAAAUAUCGCUAGCAAAAAAAAAAUGUUAACGAACAUAUAAGAAAAAACCAUUAACGAGAGGAAAAGUAAAAAGUAAAAAGAAAAAGAGAAAAACAAAAGAAAAAAAAAACAAAAAAACGAGUGCAAACUUUUUAGCAUAGAAACAACUUCACAGAAAAUGUUGAAGGCUCUUAAUUAAAUAUGUAUUUUCGAUUCAAACACCUUCACAUGUAUUUGAUUAUACUCGUAAGUAAAUUUAUCCUUUUUAAACCAUUCCGUUCGUAAUUUGAUUUCUCUGUAUUGUAUAAUGUAAUAAUAAAGGAGUAACUAAUUGUAUUUUCAGUAAGUUUAAGUUACCUACAAAUGUAUGCGUGUAUUUGUUCGUAUCCAUGUACAAACAUAUAUCUACACACCUACAUAAAAUCGUAUGGUUUUAUCAUUGUGUCUACAUAUCUAUUGCUAUAUAUGUGUUUGUAAUACAAAUUUAAACUCAAUUGUUCUGCAAUAUAAUAAUGUAAGAAUGUAUAAUAUAUAUAUAUGUCGACAUAUGUAUAUAUAAUAUAUAUCUAUGUCGAUAUAUGUAUAUAUACACUUGCAUACAUUCAGGUGUAAAUUGAAUGCACAACUAAUUAGUAAGAUUGAUCAGUACGUCCCCGAAACAAAUAUACAAUACAUACAACAUACAUCUGUACAUACAUAGGCAUUCAUAAGAAUAUGUAUGUAUCUAAAUUAAGUCCAUUGAAGCGACAUUCUAUAAAUAAACGAGGCAUAUACAUUUGUACAAUAGCUAAAUGCACACAUACAUAUAUGUAAUAAAAAUAUGUGUAUGUUCGUAAAUCCUUUCAGUUAAGGAUAUUAAUCCUGUGUAUGCAAUAUUAAAUUUGUAAAGUGGAAAUUUUAUAAGAUUCUUGAACGAAAAUGGCAAAUAUUAAAAAAAGAAAAAUAAACGAAUAUAUUUUAUAGUAUAUUA
Molecule: messenger RNA, 14720 nt
Organism: Anastrepha ludens (Mexican fruit fly)
Lineage: Eukaryota; Metazoa; Arthropoda; Insecta; Diptera; Tephritidae
Gene: scrib
Product: protein lap4
Exons: 33
Coding region: 850-12408 (3852 amino acids)
Biological process (GO): neurotransmitter receptor transport postsynaptic membrane to endosome; neurotransmitter receptor transport, endosome to postsynaptic membrane
Cellular component (GO): adherens junction; postsynaptic density; postsynaptic membrane
Molecular function (GO): protein binding
Source: RefSeq, a predicted model, not a curated record